Molecule: messenger RNA, 972 nt
Organism: Adineta steineri
Lineage: Eukaryota; Metazoa; Rotifera; Eurotatoria; Adinetida; Adinetidae
Source: the annotation of a GenBank genome assembly
AUGAAUAUUACCGACUCAGAAGUCUUCGUAGAUACAAAAUUUUUACUUCAUAGAGUUAAGUUUUCGAUCUUACUCAUAUUACAAAUUCCAGCAUUUAUACUUUCUCUUCUCAUCUUCUUCUUUUUCAUCAAACAUCGUACUAUUAGAGAAGCACCACAUAAUCGAGCAUUGUUAAUUUUACUUAUUGUGAAUUUUAUACAAUUAUUAUUUGCCAUACCACUUAGUCUUAGUUUCUAUGCUGUUGGUUAUGUUAGUCCAGCUACACCGACUUUUUGUACAUGGUGGACGUUUUUCGAUUUUACAUUCUAUGUUACUAGUGAAUAUCUAAUGGCUACUAUAUCUAUCCAGCGACAUAUGCUUGUUUUUAAUGGACAUAUCUUACGUAUUCGUUGGAAGCGUAUUUUAUUUCAUCAUUUACCACUUGUUUUUUGUCUUAUUUAUCCUAUAACUUUCUAUGUUUUUGUAAUUAUUUUAUACCCAUGCCAAGAUGCUCCAUGGGACUAUGAAAGUAACCUGUGCGGCGCUGCUGAUUGUUAUCUUGUUUUUAAUAAGUUUUUAGGUAUCUUUGACUGGGGUUUUAAUAAUGGCUUACCAAUGGUAAUCAAUGCAUUAGCUAAUAUUAUGCUUAUUGUACGAGUCGUUCAACAGAAACGUCGACAACAACGACCAGUCACAUGGAAACAACAACGACGUAUGACUGUUCAAUUAUUCUGCAUUUCAAGUCUGUAUUUAGUUAUUUGGUCACCAUCUCUUAUUGUCGGACUUGUACAAAUUCUUGGUUUUCCUACUUUUCUUGCUGAAGUUCAAACAGAAUAUUUUGUCUUUAUUCUUGACACGAUUUGUCUUUUUCUACCUUGGAUAUGUAUUGGCUUAUUACCUGAAUUAUUAGUAUGGAUUAAAACAUUAUGUCAUUGUCAGCAACGACACAAUGCAGUAGGAAGUGUUAUAACACGAACUCAAUUAAACAAAUAA